UUCCACAGGUGGCCUCUCAUGAACCUGGAGAACACAACCACUUACCACGGUGCCGUGAGGCCACUUGACAUGGAGCAGAAGAUUAGCAAGCUCACCUAUGGCUUCCAGCGUAGCUCCACUUCUGAUGAUGACUCAGGCUGUGCCCUGGAAGAAUAUGCCUGGGUGCCACCUGGGCUGCGGCCGGAACAAGUUCAGUUGUACUUUUCAUGUCUGCCUGAGGAUAAGGUUCCCUACGUGAACAGUCCAGGAGAGAAAUUUCGCAUAAAGCAGCUGUUGUAUCAGCUGCCUCCUCAUGAUAAUGAGGUGCGUUACUGCCAAUCCCUCAGUGAAGAGGAAAAGAAAGAGCUACACAUGUUUAGUAUGCAGAGGAAAAAGGAAGCACUUGGGCGUGGUACCCUCAAAUUGCUGCCAAGGACUGUGCUGCAUGCCAUCUGUGAGCAUUGUGGGGAGAAUAUUAACGGAGGUGAAAUGGCAGUAUUCGCUUCCAGGGCUGGGCCAGGGCUAUGCUGGCACCCAGCAUGUUUUGCAUGCUCGACCUGCAACGAGCUCCUGGUGGACCUUAUCUACUUCUACCAUGAGGGGAAGGUCCACUGUGGUCGACACCAUGCAGAACUGUUGAAGCCUCGGUGCUCUGCCUGUGAUGAGAUUAUUUUUGCUGAUGAAUGUACAGAGGCAGAGGGUCGUCACUGGCACAUGAAGCACUUCUCCUGUUUUGAGUGUGAGACCAUUCUGGGUGGCCAGCGGUACAUCAUGAAGGAUGGGCGACCCUACUGCUGCAGCUGCUUUGAGUCCUUAUAUGCAGAGUACUGUGAGGCCUGCGGAGAGCACAUUGGUGUGGACCAUGCACAGAUGACUUAUGAUGGCCUUCACUGGCAUGCCACAGAAACGUGUUUCUCUUGCGCACAGUGUAAAAGUUCCUUGCUUGGCUGCCCCUUCCUGCCUAGACAGGGUCGGAUUUACUGUUCCAAAGCCUGCAGUUUAGGAGAAGACAUCCAUGCUUCUGACUCCUCUGAUUCUGCCUUCCAGUCGGCCAGGUCCCGUGAAUCCCGCCGCAGUGUCAAGAUGGGAAAAAGCAGCCGCUCAGCAGACCAGUGUCGCCAAUCGCUCCUUUUCUCACCUGCAGGAAACUACAAGUUCCCUGGUUUCAUUGGCAAUGCCGAUGACACAUUAUCGCACAAGCUAUCCCAAUUCAGCUUUGCAGAUGACCGCUUUUGGAGGAACAGGGAGGAACAAGAAGCCCCAGAGGAUCAUGAGGAGUGGGCUGAGCAUGAAGACUACAUGACUCAACUGCUCCUCAAAUUUGGUGAGCAUGGUGUCUUCCAGCAGUCAGAGGAGAGCAGAGCUGCUGACCGCUGGAUGACUGACUCAGAGGUCAAAAUGAAGGCAGAGCCAAAGAUGACAGGCAGUGGUGGCGGCAGCCAAAGUCUUGCCAAUAAGAAGUACCAGGCAGACAUGUACUGGGCCCAGUCUCAGGAUGGCCUGGGAGACUCAGCCUACGGUAGUCACCCAGGACCUGCAAGCAGCAGAAAGAUUCAGGAGCUGGAUUUGGAGCAUGGUCCUGGUGUGGGGUUUAAGCGAGAUGACAAGCAGUGGUAUGACGACUCACUGGAAUGCAUCACUGAUGAGCUGAAACAGGCUGACCAGAGUGUCAGAGACUCCAUGGACUCCCUUGCACUCUCAAAUAUCACAGGUGCAUCAGUUGAUGGGGACAGCAAGGACAGACCAUUGCUGUAUUCUCUACAAAACUUCCCAGAGCUAGAAGAUGAGGACUGUGAGAAAACAAGCAACAUGGGAACACUCAAUUCAUCAAUGUUGCACAGGAGUGCCAACUCCCUCAAGAGCCUCACCUCUGAAUUGGAGCAAACUGAUGAGGUAGUUGAGGAAGAAGGACAGGAAGAAGUUGUUCCUCUCCCAGAGGAGAGGGCCAGACCCCCUCACUUACCUGUGCUGAGAAGGACCAGGUCUCAGUCUAGGCCACAGCAGGUUAAGUUCUCAGAUGAUGUUGUGGACAAUGGACACUACGAUGAUGUGGAGGUGCGUCAGCCUCCCAUGAGUGAACGGACGCGUAGACGUGUUUACCAUUUUGAGGAACAGGAACAGCGUCACCAUCAUCGUCAUCACCACCACAGACGUAGGAGUCGCAAGUCUCGGUCAGACAACGCCCUACACCUCAUGCCCAAGGAGAGGGCGCAAAAGUACUUCAGAGAGGACCACCGCAAGUACUCCCUUGUGCCCAACCCUUCACAGUAUGGACAGCACUCGUAUACUCAUGUCAACCAUGACUAUGGUUUGCAGAACCCACCAGUGGACAGGUUCAUGGGUCUCUAUGGUGAUGAUGAUGACUGGUGCUCAACAUGCUCCUCAUCAUCAUCUGAGUCAGAGGAGGAGGGUUUCUUCCUUGGUCAACCUAUUCCCCAGCCUAGACAACCUAGGUAUCAUUACUACGCCGAUGACCUUCCUAGCCAAGUGCCAUCUGCUUUUGGCCCGCGAACAAAAUCCAAGAAGAAGAAGGGGCACAAGGGCAAAAACUGUAUAAUUUCAUAA
Molecule: messenger RNA, 2544 nt
Organism: Chanos chanos (milkfish)
Lineage: Eukaryota; Metazoa; Chordata; Actinopteri; Gonorynchiformes; Chanidae
Gene: prickle1a
Product: prickle homolog 1a
Exons: 7
Coding region: 19-2544 (841 amino acids)
Molecular function (GO): zinc ion binding
Source: RefSeq, a predicted model, not a curated record